Molecule: messenger RNA, 146 nt
Organism: Funneliformis mosseae
Lineage: Eukaryota; Fungi; Glomeromycota; Glomeromycetes; Glomerales; Glomeraceae
Source: the annotation of a GenBank genome assembly
GAUCUGGUGGAACUGGAAAAUCAUACUUAACAAAAUUAAUUAUUGAUUGGAUAAAAUCAGAAAGAAAAACUUAUCAUUUAAUAGUACUAACAAGAAUAGCUACACAAAAUGUUAGAGGAUUUACUAUUCAUUUUGCAUUUAGAAUA